CUCCCCCAGCACCAAACAUCCAAACAUCCAACCACUCCACAGCACAACACAACACAAAAUGACCUACGACGCCCCCAUCCUAGCCCUAGCCGACUACAUCCACAACCACCAAAUAACAGGCCCCUCAGCAUUCACCUCCGCCCGCACCGCCCUCCUCGACGCUCUAGGAUGCGCCAUCGAAACAGCUUCCAAGAGCCCUGACUGCCGCGCAAUGCUCGGCCCUCCGGUCCCGGGCACGGUUGUGCCCUAUGGGUUCCGCGUGCCGGGAACAGCGCACACUGUUGAUCCCGUGAAAGGGGCUUUCGAUAUGGGCGUCUUGAUCCGGUAUCUUGAUCAUAAUGAUGCGCUGGGGGGGAAGGAAUGGGGGCAUCCAUCUGACAACCUAGGCGCCAUCCUCCCCGUAAUGGCCUGGCUCGCACAGUCCAACUCACACAAACACACAGGUCCCCCUCUCACAAUGCGCACCCUCCUCACAGCCCUCAUAAAAGCCUACGAGAUCCAAGGCGUCUACCAAAUGAGUAACGCUUUCAACGCCUUCGGCAUCGACCACGUCAUUCUCGUGAAACUUGCCUCUGCGGCCGUCACAUCCUGGCUGCUGGGCCUGACGCACGCGCAGACCUGCGCUGUGAUCUCGCAUGUCUGGGCGGACGGACACCCGAGUCGUGUUUAUCGCUCUGCGGCGAGUACCGUGUCGAGGAAGGGCUGGGCGGCGGGUGAUGCGUGUAUGCGGGCGGUGCAUCUUGCGCUGCUGGUGAGGGCGGGGCAGGGUGGAAUUCCGCGGGUGUUGACGGCGAGGCCGUUUGGGUUUUGGGCGAGGACGUUUGGGGAGGAGGGAUUUGACUUUCCCAGGGCGUUGGGGUGUUGGACUGUGGGGAAUGUGUUGUUUAAGGUUGUGCCUGUUGAGGGGCAUGCUGUUGCUGCUGUUGAGGGGGCUUUGGUGCAGGGGGGGAGGUUGAGGGGGAGGGAGGGAGGAGUGGAUGGGAUUGAGGUGGUUGAGGUUAGGACGACGAGAGCGGCGGAUAUGAUCAUCAGUAAGACAGGGCCGUUGCGAAAUGCGGCUGAUAGGGACCAUUGUUUGCAGUUUGUUGUUGCGUUGGCUCUGUUGAAGGGUGCGCCUCCUGAGGUGGAGGAUUAUUGGGAUGAUGGGCCCUGGGUGACAAGCGCGGAGCUGGAGGCUUUGCGGCGUAGGGUUGUUGUGGUGGUGGAUGAAGGGCUGACGGCGGAUUAUUUGGAUCUGGAUAAGAAGAGUAUUGGCUCUGGGGUGACGGUUCGGCUGCGUGAUGGCACUGUCCUGCCGGAGGUGUUGGUGGAGUAUCCUGUUGGUCAUGUUAAGAACCCUGCGACGGCGGCGGCCGUGCGUGAGAAGUUCUGGAAGAAUAUGCGUCUUAUGUUCACUGACGGGGAGAUUGAAGAGGUCUUGAAGGCUGUUGACCAGGACGAUUUGGGUGUUGCGGAAUUUGUUGACCUCUUCUCUCGCGGGACGUCUGCGAACUCACGGCUGUAG
Aspergillus campestris IBT 28561 is the source of this 1504-nucleotide messenger RNA. RefSeq names its product putative 2-methylcitrate dehydratase (PrpD). The record is from RefSeq and is a predicted model, not a curated record. Bases 59 to 1504 code for a protein of 481 amino acids. Lineage: Eukaryota; Fungi; Ascomycota; Eurotiomycetes; Eurotiales; Aspergillaceae. The transcript is spliced from 2 exons. Gene Ontology annotation, molecular function: lyase activity.